Messenger RNA from Oikopleura dioica, 501 nucleotides. The record is from the annotation of a GenBank genome assembly. Lineage: Eukaryota; Metazoa; Chordata; Appendicularia; Copelata; Oikopleuridae.
AUGUAUAUGCUAAAUGUUCGGCAGGCCCUGAAGCUAACGACUCGUACUGUGCGCCUGACGCCACUACAGUCUUUCAAAGGGGUUCCAUAUUACAGAGAGCUGCUGGGAGUCGGACAAGAUGCCUCCGCUGAAGAGUUGAAAAAGGCCUUUUACUCUAAGUCCCGCAUUUAUCAUCCGGACUUGGCGCAAGGGAACAAGGCAAAAAAUGACAAAUAUAUCGAAAUAAAAGAAGCAUACGAAGAACUAUUAAAAAUCAAACGAUCUGGGACUGUUACAGAAAGCGUUCGAAAUACGAAAGGAAAGUCUUUUGGCUCGCGCAAGUUCCGGAGUGAAGGCAAAGUCACCGAGAAUUACUUCGAUCACGUGCCCGAGGUGAAGGUGAAAACGCCUCUUGGCUUCGGGCGCGGGAAUGCGAAGAAAAGCUUUCAAACUGGCACUUUCAAAUCGGCCAAAGACCAGUUCGUCGAAGAAACCAUCAGAAAAUACAGAAAGAAAGGAUAA